Schistosoma intercalatum is the source of this 11244-nucleotide messenger RNA. The record is from the annotation of a GenBank genome assembly. Lineage: Eukaryota; Metazoa; Platyhelminthes; Trematoda; Strigeidida; Schistosomatidae.
AGCAUGACCUUGUUUUUAUCAAUGGUUAACUAGGUCACUAGUCAUUGAUAUCCGGUUUCAGAACUCUGAGUUAUGAACAGGUACGGUCGAUCUCCACCAAGAAUCGAUGGGAUGGUAUCGUUGAAAGUUGAUAACUUGGCAUACAGAACAACUAUUGAUGACUUGCGAAGAGUUUUUAGCCGAUUCGGCGAAGUUGGUGAUAUCUACAUACCUAGAGAUCCCUAUACUUUCGAGAGUCGAGGGUUUGCUUUCGUUCGAUACUGCACUGACCGCGAGGCUGACUGUGCCAUACGCGGUAUGGAUGGCCAUAAGGUAGAUGGGAGAGAAGUCAGAGUCCAAAGAGCAAAAUAUGGUCGACCAACUCCAAACCGUCGAAGACGAUCGGUUACUCCGCGACGUAAUGGACGGCGUUCUCGUUCUUUCUCGUCUGGUCGUGACAGGCGGUCACCACGUAGAAUGAACGAUCGAUAUCGUCUUCCUUCUUCUCCCCGACAUUAUAGUCGGUCGUUAUCAAGAGAACGACGUUGACUGCUGACGCUUAUUUAACUUGUUCAUUGUUUUUAUUGGUUUAUACAUAUAUAUCAUGAAUCUAUCAUCUAACUAAGCCUUUUGCUUUUCUUAUCAGCUAAUAUCCUGCCGAUAUGGAUUGCCUGUAUGCUAUGCUGAUACAUGGGAGAUUGCUGUUGUUCGCAGUGUCAGGCGAGACAGUUUUGAUCAGUUAGCUGUUUGCAGAUUUUUAACUCGGAGUUUAGCUGUUAAUCUGGAAACAUAGUUGUGCUGGUGUGCAGUUAAAUCUUUCCGGCAAAGCGGCUGUCUGAUGGUGAGACUAGCAGGUUUUGCUGUGGUGCUGUAGCUGUUCACACAUUGUGUUAUGGGGAUUAGUCGGUGUAGGUCUAAAGGUUGCUCUACAGAGUAACCAAGAUAGCCAAUUCUCAAAGCGUGAACAGAAUUUGCUUGCGGACAUUUGGCGUUGACAACCAAGGUUGUUCAUGCUGGUGGGUGUGUGAGCUGUGGGGGUGGUUACAUGACUGCAGCAGGAUUGCCGAAAAGUGGUGGUUCUAACCCCGUUCUUCGGGCCUAGAUUCUGGUUAUCCUGAUGCGUACGGUAAGCCACUGGAGUAAUUGAUAAAACAUUUUCCAAAAUAUAUAACAGAUAACCGUAUUAUGAAGUGUCCGAAGAAUUUGCGCCUUCGGUAAGGCAUUUCACGUCUGCCUUCUAUUGUGCGUUGGGUAUGUAACGUAUUGUAUUGUAUCGUAUUAGUCGUCGUGAUUCCAAUGCAAUGUUUUGACAAUGCGCUGAACAUGGUCGUUUCAGUGUUGUAAGUAUAUAUCAACCGAUAAGUUGCGGGCUCUAACCCCACCUCACCUACCUCGGUUUGGGGAAUUCGGUUAGUAUCAUUAGCUUUCAUAUAAACAGUGCGACUCAAAGUCGAGUUUAUAAGCCUGUGCUUAAUAAAUGGUUUACACUACAUACUUCAUAUGCUUAGUUUAAGGAGGUCUUCGUGUGUUUGAUGGCUUAUCCAGCAGCCUGAUAGUAUGCUUUAUGUAUUUAAAUGUUGAUGCUCAUUAGUUUCUUAGUCUAAAUUUAACGGAAUUUUAUGCGAACUGGCUUGAACAUCGAUAAAGACGGUGGGAUAUAUCUAUUUUGGAAGUGUGUAAAUGCUAUAUUCCAUCGAAUAAAGAUCAGACUGGAGUUUGUGUACGAGGACAGUUUGUUGUAGGUCACCAACAAAGAACAGGUGCUUAGCACAGUGUUUCUUGACUGAUGUGUCAGUUUCAAGUUCGGGUGUUGACUGUGAGGUGAUCUCUUCAGGAUAAAUUGUCAAAUGGGUUUCCAGCACUGAACGUAACGAAGUAUAAUAGAUAUAUACAGAUUGCAUGUAUAAAUGUCGAGACAAGUCAGUGAUCACAAUGGUGCAUUGGGUAGGGUCUAUUGUGUUGGGAUAAAUUGGUUGUUUCGACGAUACACAUCGGUAUUAAGUGUCGAUUGGAAAGAUAGAUGGUGUCUAGAAGGUUUACUUUUGUUCAUCUUUUAUUUGUCGUCAAUGUUUCUAUUACGCAGUUGCAGCACCAGUCGCCUACGUAUGAAGUAGUAUACUGCGCAAAAUUGUUUCCCGGCUACUAGGGUUUCCAUUGUUUGUGUUCUAUGUGAUAUCUUUGGUUUGGUAAGUGUAAGCUUGACUCACGUAGCCGGAUUGUGUAGUCGUGUACUGGUUGCGAACAGUUUUGUUAGAUUUAGAAAUGUGGUUAGAAUUCAUCUCGCAUUCUAUUAGAGCCUGACUCUGGUCGGGUGUCAGAAGGAUGCUACAUUAAACGGAGGGUAUUUGUGGAGGCGAUUUUGCUUCCUGAAUAGCUCCUACAUUGUUUGUUCCCUAUAGGGUGUUGUGUGGAGUGUGUGUAUGAUUCUAGUUUCGGUCAGUGCUAGAUUAAAAUAAACAAUAGUCAUUGACGUUUCCCAUCCUAGAGUUUUUGCAGUAGCAUGUACUUAUGUUUAUUACGAGUCUCUGUAAACCUGGUUGGAGAUUGGUAUUGCAUUUUCAUAGUACCAGGACAUUGUUCUGGUCUCCCAAAAUGCUAUAUUGAAGUAGACGGUCGCUAAUGGUAUUCACGUGCCUCUAGUACCGUUUCUACAAUUGUUUCCCAUACAAAUUGAUUUGAUUGAUUGGGGAUUGUUCUUCUGAGUUCAAUCAGUUUAUGGGAUUUACUCACCCUAAAUUGUGCAGAGUGUGAUUCGAUAAUGUUGCUUGCAUAUGAGUGCCAGUUGUUACAAUGACAUGGAAGUGGGGUGUGACUGACUGCUGCAAUGUUAAGUGUAUUGCGCCUAAAGUGUAAUGAGGUGUCUAUGGUGUUAUAUGUGAUCUGAUUGGGCGUUUGCCUGUCAAAUGUUGCUGAACAAAUUGGUGUUUGAUAGCCGCAAGUGAUGUGGACGAUGUCUAAUAUUGUUUAGUUUAGCAUUGAGUGGUUCUAUCUAACCCGGUGUUAUUCUAUGGGGAUGUGCUCAGGUCGAUUGUAGUUAGGUGUGGUCAUUAGUGUAGUCACCGAUAGGGUUAGGUGGAUAAUGAAUAUGUCAGACGGUUUGUGUAUAUGAACCGAAGUGCUGUUAGAUUAAUGAAGGCAGGUAUGUAUGUGUUUAAAAUUUUGUUUUUGAUUGUGCUGCAAGAGAAGUGUUAGAUUUUCGCAAGAAUUAGCAUUGUGCGUUCAUGUGUUUCACGUUGAUCAGGAAUUGUUUUGUUGGUGUAUAAGUCGGCGAAUUCGACACGAGAUCGUGAAUAGAAGGAGGGAGUGGGGAAAAUUAUGUGUUUGUCCUACCGACUGUUAGUUUGAGUGAUGGUGUCAACCACUUGUAAGUAUCGUGCAGUUUUCACUCGGGUUCAAUGUAGUAGAGUGAUGUUAGUUGGUUGUAAGUUUCUACUGAGUCAUAUGGUCGUUCAUUUGUUGGGAAUUAACCUUCUUUCAUCCAAGUGGGUGUCUGUGCAGAUUUGAUUAUGUGUAUGUUGCUCGCAUUAUUUAUUUGUAACACGUAACGUGUUUGGUACAAUUGAGUGCUAGGAAACGCACCAGAUGAUACGAAGUGAAGAUAGGUGUUCAAAGAGACAAAAUGGCUGGGGAAGUCCUGUAGUCACGACGAGAAUGAGGACUUUAAGAGAUACAGUUCAAGUUUCGGAGGAACGUCAAAUAGGACUACCGAAUAAUCACCACCGGUUUUUCUUCUGAGUCAUAUUCAGUGACGUCUCACUGCACUGAGUUGUACGAUUGGUAGGAGGAGGACCGUCGUUGAGGAGUGAUGGUUGAAUUGCGUUGUGGCCGCGGUUGGGACUUAGUUAGGUUUUGAUGAUGUAUAGAGAAACUGCGCCGGUGUUUUUACAAUUGGUGAGAUAAUGAAAUAAUGUAUUGUUGUGUUUGUGUAGUAAACAGAGUUAACAGUUGGUGCCCCACAGUAUUGGUGGUGACAUGUUGUUUGUGCUCAGCUGAUGAAUUGAUAACUGGUUGUCAUGCAUUUUGUGUUUCAAGUGGGUAUCAUGCCUUUCGGAUUUGUGCAACGUGUUAUUCUUUUUAAGGGUACAAUUGUUAAAUGUUAGACUUCGAUUAAUGAGGCUGCUAUUUUUUUACGUCAAGACAGUUUGAUUGAGCAAUGAAUUUGUGAGCGGAUACCAUAUAAGUAGUAAUAGAAGAAGCAUGGUAAGCGGGCGUUGACGGGAAAGUGGGAAAAUACAGGAGAAGUUUUUAUUCAGUGGUGUGAAUGCAUGUGGCAUGAAAUCAUUUAUGGACUUUGGUCUGUUGAAUUUAUGUCCGCUUAACGAAGCGUCACGGAAGUGAUAUUGGAUUUCGCAGGAAUCUUCUGGUGGCUCUUGAGGGGAGCGCGUUAUAUCUCGUAAGAGUUGCCGUUGCGCGCCUGUGAGGAGGCGAAUCGAUGUGGAACUAUGAAGAAUGGCCAGUGUGUAGUGCUGUAACAGGAACUGGAGUAUACACGUAUAUGUAGUAGAACCAAAUGAUAAAGAUGUUUAGUGAAUGGCAUCUGACGAAGGCUGGUUAACAAGCCUAGUGCUUCAGUGAUGCCAAAAUGAACGUAGCAAUCACUGGCGGUGUGCAUCGCAUCCCGUUAAAAUUGCUUCUACAUAUUGAAACAUGAUUCUUCUUGUGCAUUCCGCUAGAGCCUGACUGUAGUCAGGUGUUUUAGGAAUGCUAUAUUGAAAGGAUUGAUUUGUUGGCAAAACUACUGUCUACUGUGAAUCUCUCCUACAAAGUUGCAGAUUCAGAUGUUAGAUUUUUGUGCAUUUUCAUAGUACCAGGAUAUCGUUCUGGUCUCCCAAAAAUGCUAUAUUGAAGUAGACGGUCGCUAAUGGUAUUCACGUGCCUCUAGUACCGUUUCUACAAUUGUUUUCCAUACAAAUUGAUUUGAUUAAUUAGGGAUUGUUCGUUUGGGUUUGACCAUGUGAUUGCCUGACAUUUGGACAGCCCAUAUAGAUGAGAUGACAAAUAGAAAGCGUUGUGGAUGAGAAGUAUACUAUUAGGAUUUAGCCUACUAUGAGUAACGAUUAUGUAGUAUUUGCGUGUUAUAUGCAAACCAAUCUUAUGUGGAUGCUUGUUAGUCUGUAUGAAGAAUUUCCCGACAGUGAAGUUUUUAUAUGUUUAGUGUACUGUGUGCAUUGAGUAUUGUGUUUUACUUGGUAAUAAGUGUAGGUAUAGCUAGUUAAUUAUUCUCUCUAUAUUCCAAUUUAUCUUGUUAUAUUUGUUCUACUUCUCUCUUUAAUUAUUGGUGUCCGCUUGCAUGCAUCAUUUAUCACUAUUUUUGUGUAACUGUAUUCUCGCAAAUGAGUUCACUUUUAACUUUUCAGACGAUCGGUUACUCCGCGACGUAAUGGACGGCGUUCUCGUUCUUUCUCGUCUGGUCGUGACAGGCGGUCACCACGUAGAAUGAACGAUCGAUAUCGUCUUCCUUCUUCUCCCCGACAUUAUAGUCGGUCGUUAUCAAGAGAACGACGUUGACUGCUGACGCUUAUUUAACUUGUUCAUUGUUUUUAUUGGUUUAUACAUAUAUAUCAUGAAUCUAUCAUCUAACUAAGCCUUUUGCUUUUCUUAUCAGCUAAUAUCCUGCCGAUAUGGAUUGCCUGUAUGCUAUGCUGAUACAUGGGAGAUUGCUGUUGUUCGCAGUGUCAGGCGAGACAGUUUUGAUCAGUUAGCUGUUUGCAGAUUUUUAACUCGGAGUUUAGCUGUUAAUCUGGAAACAUAGUUGUGCUGGUGUGCAGUUAAAUCUUUCCGGCAAAGCGGCUGUCUGAUGGUGAGACUAGCAGGUUUUGCUGUGGUGCUGUAGCUGUUCACACAUUGUGUUAUGGGGAUUAGUCGGUGUAGGUCUAAAGGUUGCUCUACAGAGUAACCAAGAUAGCCAAUUCUCAAAGCGUGAACAGAAUUUGCUUGCGGACAUUUGGCGUUGACAACCAAGGUUGUUCAUGCUGGUGGGUGUGUGAGCUGUGGGGGUGGUUACAUGACUGCAGCAGGAUUGCCGAAAAGUGGUGGUUCUAACCCCGUUCUUCGGGCCUAGAUUCUGGUUAUCCUGAUGCGUACGACGAUCGGUUACUCCGCGACGUAAUGGACGGCGUUCUCGUUCUUUCUCGUCUGGUCGUGACAGGCGGUCACCACGUAGAAUGAACGAUCGAUAUCGUCUUCCUUCUUCUCCCCGACAUUAUAGUCGGUCGUUAUCAAGAGAACGACGUUGACUGCUGACGCUUAUUUAACUUGUUCAUUGUUUUUAUUGGUUUAUACAUAUAUAUCAUGAAUCUAUCAUCUAACUAAGCCUUUUGCUUUUCUUAUCAGCUAAUAUCCUGCCGAUAUGGAUUGCCUGUAUGCUAUGCUGAUACAUGGGAGAUUGCUGUUGUUCGCAGUGUCAGGCGAGACAGUUUUGAUCAGUUAGCUGUUUGCAGAUUUUUAACUCGGAGUUUAGCUGUUAAUCUGGAAACAUAGUUGUGCUGGUGUGCAGUUAAAUCUUUCCGGCAAAGCGGCUGUCUGAUGGUGAGACUAGCAGGUUUUGCUGUGGUGCUGUAGCUGUUCACACAUUGUGUUAUGGGGAUUAGUCGGUGUAGGUCUAAAGGUUGCUCUACAGAGUAACCAAGAUAGCCAAUUCUCAAAGCGUGAACAGAAUUUGCUUGCGGACAUUUGGCGUUGACAACCAAGGUUGUUCAUGCUGGUGGGUGUGUGAGCUGUGGGGGUGGUUACAUGACUGCAGCAGGAUUGCCGAAAAGUGGUGGUUCUAACCCCGUUCUUCGGGCCUAGAUUCUGGUUAUCCUGAUGCGUACGGUAAGCCACUGGAGUAAUUGAUAAAACAUUUUCCAAAAUAUAUAACAGAUAACCGUAUUAUGAAGUGUCCGAAGAAUUUGCGCCUUCGGUAAGGCAUUUAACGUCUGCCUUCUAUUGUGCGUUGGGUAUGUAACGUAUUGUAUUGUAUCGUAUUAGUCGUCGUGAUUCCAAUGCAAUGUUUUGACAAUGCGCUGAACAUGGUCGUUUCAGUGUUGUAAGUAUAUAUCAACCGAUAAGUUGCGGGCUCUAACCCCACCUCACCUACCUCGGUUUGGGGAAUUCGGUUAGUAUCAUUAGCUUUCAUAUAAACAGUGCGACUCAAAGUCGAGUUUAUAAGCCUGUGCUUAAUAAAUGGUUUACACUACAUACUUCAUAUGCUUAGUUUAAGGAGGUCUUCGUGUGUUUGAUGGCUUAUCCAGCAGCCUGAUAGUAUGCUUUAUGUAUUUAAAUGUUGAUGCUCAUUAGUUUCUUAGUCUAAAUUUAACGGAAUUUUAUGCGAACUGGCUUGAACAUCGAUAAAGACGGUGGGAUAUAUCUAUUUUGGAAGUGUGUAAAUGCUAUAUUCCAUCGAAUAAAGAUCAGACUGGAGUUUGUGUACGAGGACAGUUUGUUGUAGGUCACCAACAAAGAACAGGUGCUUAGCACAGUGUUUCUUGACUGAUGUGUCAGUUUCAAGUUCGGGUGUUGACUGUGAGGUGAUCUCUUCAGGAUAAAUUGUCAAAUGGGUUUCCAGCACUGAACGUAACGAAGUAUAAUAGAUAUAUACAGAUUGCAUGUAUAAAUGUCGAGACAAGUCAGUGAUCACAAUGGUGCAUUGGGUAGGGUCUAUUGUGUUGGGAUAAAUUGGUUGUUUCGACGAUACACAUCGGUAUUAAGUGUCGAUUGGAAAGAUAGAUGGUGUCUAGAAGGUUUACUUUUGUUCAUCUUUUAUUUGUCGUCAAUGUUUCUAUUACGCAGUUGCAGCACCAGUCGCCUACGUAUGAAGUAGUAUACUGCGCAAAAUUGUUUCCCGGCUACUAGGGUUUCCAUUGUUUGUGUUCUAUGUGAUAUCUUUGGUUUGGUAAGUGUAAGCUUGACUCACGUAGCCGGAUUGUGUAGUCGUGUACUGGUUGCGAACAGUUUUGUUAGAUUUAGAAAUGUGGUUAGAAUUCAUCUCGCAUUCUAUUAGAGCCUGACUCUGGUCGGGUGUCAGAAGGAUGCUACAUUAAACGGAGGGUAUUUGUGGAGGCGAUUUUGCUUCCUGAAUAGCUCCUACAUUGUUUGUUCCCUAUAGGGUGUUGUGUGGAGUGUGUGUAUGAUUCUAGUUUCGGUCAGUGCUAGAUUAAAAUAAACAAUAGUCAUUGACGUUUCCCAUCCUAGAGUUUUUGCAGUAGCAUGUACUUAUGUUUAUUACGAGUCUCUGUAAACCUGGUUGGAGAUUGGUAUUGCAUUUUCAUAGUACCAGGACAUUGUUCUGGUCUCCCAAAAUGCUAUAUUGAAGUAGACGGUCGCUAAUGGUAUUCACGUGCCUCUAGUACCGUUUCUACAAUUGUUUCCCAUACAAAUUGAUUUGAUUGAUUGGGGAUUGUUCUUCUGAGUUCAAUCAGUUUAUGGGAUUUACUCACCCUAAAUUGUGCAGAGUGUGAUUCGAUAAUGUUGCUUGCAUAUGAGUGCCAGUUGUUACAAUGACAUGGAAGUGGGGUGUGACUGACUGCUGCAAUGUUAAGUGUAUUGCGCCUAAAGUGUAAUGAGGUGUCUAUGGUGUUAUAUGUGAUCUGAUUGGGCGUUUGCCUGUCAAAUGUUGCUGAACAAAUUGGUGUUUGAUAGCCGCAAGUGAUGUGGACGAUGUCUAAUAUUGUUUAGUUUAGCAUUGAGUGGUUCUAUCUAACCCGGUGUUAUUCUAUGGGGAUGUGCUCAGGUCGAUUGUAGUUAGGUGUGGUCAUUAGUGUAGUCACCGAUAGGGUUAGGUGGAUAAUGAAUAUGUCAGACGGUUUGUGUAUAUGAACCGAAGUGCUGUUAGAUUAAUGAAGGCAGGUAUGUAUGUGUUUAAAAUUUUGUUUUUGAUUGUGCUGCAAGAGAAGUGUUAGAUUUUCGCAAGAAUUAGCAUUGUGCGUUCAUGUGUUUCACGUUGAUCAGGAAUUGUUUUGUUGGUGUAUAAGUCGGCGAAUUCGACACGAGAUCGUGAAUAGAAGGAGGGAGUGGGGAAAAUUAUGUGUUUGUCCUACCGACUGUUAGUUUGAGUGAUUGUGUCAACCACUUGUAAGUAUCGUGCAGUUUUCACUCGGGUUCAAUGUAGUAGAGUGAUGUUAGUUGGUUGUAAGUUUCUACUGAGUCAUAUGGUCGUUCAUUUGUUGGGAAUUAACCUUCUUUCAUCCAAGUGGGUGUCUGUGCAGAUUUGAUUAUGUGUAUGUUGCUCGCAUUAUUUAUUUGUAACACGUAACGUGUUUGGUACAAUUGAGUGCUAGGAAACGCACCAGAUGAUACGAAGUGAAGAUAGGUGUUCAAAGAGACAAAAUGGCUGGGGAAGUCCUGUAGUCACGACGAGAAUGAGGACUUUAAGAGAUACAGUUCAAGUUUCGGAGGAACGUCAAAUAGGACUACCGAAUAAUCACCACCGGUUUUUCUUCUGAGUCAUAUUCAGUGACGUCUCACUGCACUGAGUUGUACGAUUGGUAGGAGGAGGACCGUCGUUGAGGAGUGAUGGUUGAAUUGCGUUGUGGCCGCGGUUGGGACUUAGUUAGGUUUUGAUGAUGUAUAGAGAAACUGCGCCGGUGUUUUUACAAUUGGUGAGAUAAUGAAAUAAUGUAUUGUUGUGUUUGUGUAGUAAACAGAGUUAACAGUUGGUGCCCCACAGUAUUGGUGGUGACAUGUUGUUUGUGCUCAGCUGAUGAAUUGAUAACUGGUUGUCAUGCAUUUUGUGUUUCAAGUGGGUAUCAUGCCUUUCGGAUUUGUGCAACGUGUUAUUCUUUUUAAGGGUACAAUUGUUAAAUGUUAGACUUCGAUUAAUGAGGCUGCUAUUUUUUUACGUCAAGACAGUUUGAUUGAGCAAUGAAUUUGUGAGCGGAUACCAUAUAAGUAGUAAUAGAAGAAGCAUGGUAAGCGGGCGUUGACGGGAAAGUGGGAAAAUACAGGAGAAGUUUUUAUUCAGUGGUGUGAAUGGAUGUGGCAUGAAAUCAUUUAUGGACUUUGGUCUGUUGAAUUUAUGUCCGCUUAACGAAGCGUCACGGAAGUGAUAUUGGAUUUCGCAGGAAUCUUCUGGUGGCUCUUGAGGGGAGCGCGUUAUAUCUCGUAAGAGUUGCCGUUGCGCGCCUGUGAGGAGGCGAAUCGAUGUGGAACUAUGAAGAAUGGCCAGUGUGUAGUGCUGUAACAGGAACUGGAGUAUACACGUAUAUGUAGUAGAACCAAAUGAUAAAGAUGUUUAGUGAAUGGCAUCUGACGAAGGCUGGUUAACAAGCCUAGUGCUUCAGUGAUGCCAAAAUGAACGUAGCAAUCACUGGCGGUGUGCAUCGCAUCCCGUUAAAAUUGCUUCUACAUAUUGAAACAUGAUUCUUCUUGUGCAUUCCGCUAGAGCCUGACUGUAGUCAGGUGUUUUAGGAAUGCUAUAUUGAAAGGAUUGAUUUGUUGGCAAAACUACUGUCUACUGUGAAUCUCUCCUACAAAGUUGCAGAUUCAGAUGUUAGAUUUUUGUGCAUUUUCAUAGUACCAGGAUAUCGUUCUGGUCUCCCAAAAAUGCUAUAUUGAAGUAGACGGUCGCUAAUGGUAUUCACGUGCCUCUAGUACCGUUUCUACAAUUGUUUUCCAUACAAAUUGAUUUGAUUAAUUAGGGAUUGUUCGUUUGGGUUUGACCAUGUGAUUGCCUGACAUUUGGACAGCCCAUAUAGAUGAGAUAACAAAUAGAAAGCGUUGUGGAUGAGAAGUAUACUAUUAGGAUUUAGCCUACUAUGAGUAACGAUUAUGUAGUAUUUGCGUGUUAUAUGCAAACCAAUCUUAUGUGGAUGCUUGUUAGUCUGUAUGAAGAAUUUCCCGACAGUGAAGUUUUUAUAUGUUUAGUGUACUGUGUGCAUUGAGUAUUGUGUUUUACUUGGUAAUAAGUGUAGGUAUAGCUAGUUAAUUAUUCUCUCUAUAUUCCAAUUUAUCUUGUUAUAUUUGUUCUACUUCUCUCUUUAAUUAUUGGUGUCCGCUUGCAUGCAUCAUUUAUCACUAUUUUUGUGUAACUGUAUUCUCGCAAAUGAGUUCACUUUUAACUUUUCAGACGAUCGGUUACUCCGCGACGUAAUGGACGGCGUUCUCGUUCUUUCUCGUCUGGUCGUGACAGGCGGUCACCACGUAGAAUGAACGAUCGAUAUCGUCUUCCUUCUUCUCCCCGACAUUAUAGUCGGUCGUUAUCAAGAGAACGACGUUGACUGCUGACGCUUAUUUAACUUGUUCAUUGUUUUUAUUGGUUUAUACAUAUAUAUCAUGAAUCUAUCAUCU